UUUCUUCCGGUUAUUUUCUUGUUUCACUUUGGAUUAUAUGCAAUAAUUGUUGUAUUGUACAGAGUAUUUACAUUUAACACUUGUGAAAGUGCAGCUAUUGAACUUCAACAGGAAAUACAACAAGCCGUAAAGGAUCUUCAAAAAAAAGGUGUAACUUUACGAGGGACUAAUAUCUCUCUAACUUCUUAGAUGUUAAAAUACUUCCUGUAAAUAUUAAAAUAAAAAAUAUUGAUUUUUUA
Pogonomyrmex barbatus (red harvester ant) is the source of this 239-nucleotide messenger RNA. RefSeq names its product Dolichyl-phosphate mannosyltransferase subunit 3 (gene Dpm3). Gene Ontology annotation, cellular component: endoplasmic reticulum membrane; dolichol-phosphate-mannose synthase complex. Gene Ontology annotation, biological process: GPI anchor biosynthetic process. NCBI's taxonomy places the organism in Eukaryota, Metazoa, Arthropoda, Insecta, Hymenoptera, Formicidae. The record is from RefSeq and is a predicted model, not a curated record.